This is a messenger RNA of Fusarium pseudograminearum CS3096, 1338 nucleotides long. RefSeq lists its product as uncharacterized. Gene Ontology annotation, biological process: mitotic recombination; DNA strand invasion; DNA repair. The transcript has a single exon. NCBI's taxonomy places the organism in Eukaryota, Fungi, Ascomycota, Sordariomycetes, Hypocreales, Nectriaceae. The coding region runs from base 1 to 1338 and encodes 445 amino acids. The record is from RefSeq and is a predicted model, not a curated record. Gene Ontology annotation, molecular function: ATP binding; DNA strand exchange activity; double-stranded DNA binding.
AUGACAGACCUCCUUCAAAUUCUCCCCUCCUUCCAUAUCCGACCUUUCGCCGCUCUUAUUCCCACCAUUGAGCAGAAUGCCCUCUCGACAACAGAUCUUCUCACUCUUCACCCUACCGACAUCGCAAAGCAGACGCGCCUCCCUAUCCUCGAUCUCAAGCGCCUCAUAGCUACGAUACAAGCCUCCCUAUCUGAUGAUCUCAGCCCACAGCAGCCUCUCCUGGAAGCAGAGACUGAUCCUGAAUCUACUCCGGAGAAUAAUGUCAUAAGUACCCUUGACGAUGGUCUCGAUGCCAUUUUAGGAGGCGGGGUGCCUGUGGGUGCAGUGACAGAAUUCACUGGCGAAAGUGGCGCUGGAAAGACCCAGGCACUGUUAUCUCUGUGUCUCGCCGUCCAACUCCCUUCACCACAUGGUCUGGGCCGUGAAGCUCUCUACAUCUCCACCGAAGCCACAAUGGCAACGAGCCGUCUCGCUCAGAUGCUCAAGUCCAAUCCCAUCAUACAGCAAUACGACGUGGAUGAUCGCCCUUCCCUCGACGCUAUCCACAGCACCAUCACUCCAGAUCUGGAAACACAAGACCAUAUUCUCGAUUUCCAAGUCCCUGUUCUACUAUCCCGCCAUCGGAUAGGACUUAUCAUUCUUGACUCUGUGGCCGCCAACUACCGUGCUGAAUUCGAGCGUCAGGGCACUCACGGCUCUAACAUGGCCGCCCGAAGUGCUGAGCUCGUCCGUCUCGGGGCUCUUCUCCGUGAUUUAGCUCGCAGGCACAAUAUUGCAGUUGUGGUGGCCAACCAAGUCGCAGACCGUUUCUCCUCCAGCUCAACACUACGGCACGUCCCUCCUAGAAGCAGUGGCCCUGUCCAUGAGAGCCCCCUUGCCUCACGGAGUAUGCCUCCCCCAUCAUCCAUAAAUCUUCCUAGCAGCACACCCUCGUCAUCAUUACCUUUCGCUCUACAAGACCCCGAUGGGCCGCCGCCGCUCCCAGCAUUGAUGCUUGAUCAUCAGCAACGCUGGUUCACAGGCUGGGGUGACGAUCCUCACGCCUCUUACUCGCUCAAGACACCCAGUCUGGGUCUUGUUUGGUCAACGCAGAUUGCUUGUCGAGUUGCGCUGUUCAAACGGCCUGUUUAUGGGCGUAUAAGACAAGCUGGGCCAAUAACUGCAGAGGACGACUCUGACCUAGCAGCUCCGACGUUAAGAGGAUGGCGCAGAUGGAUGAAGGUCGUCUUUGCGCCUCAUACCCCCUCAACAGGUCAGGGUCUACAUGGAGCAGCUGAGUUUGAGGUUACGAUGGGCGGAUUAAAGUCUGUACAGCCCCAAAAGACGAAAGACAAGUAA